Aspergillus eucalypticola CBS 122712 is the source of this 798-nucleotide messenger RNA. RefSeq lists its product as uncharacterized. The transcript has a single exon. NCBI's taxonomy places the organism in Eukaryota, Fungi, Ascomycota, Eurotiomycetes, Eurotiales, Aspergillaceae. The coding region runs from base 336 to 623 and encodes 95 amino acids. The record is from RefSeq and is a predicted model, not a curated record.
AUGAGCUUGAAUUUGUUUAGCCCUCGAAAUAAUGAUAAUGCUUACCAACACGAACUGUGGCAAUGUGAUGAGUCGCCAUGGUAUGCACCCACUCCCGGAAACUUCAGUUGUACCUCCUCGCUGUCAAAUCUUAGCCUUAUUGACGCCAACUCUUUGUCCCCCUUUGAGUACCCCGCUCCUUAAACAAGCACCUCCCGCACAGAUAAUCUUCCGCUCCUCUAAUACGGAGACUGGGUUAAAGGGAAGACGUAUGAUGAGGACCCACCCACCUGUAUUCACUAUUGGACUGAGUGGAAGGUGACUCUCAACACCAAGACUGUGAUUAAAGAUACAGAAUGAGACCUGGUUCUUGCUCCUGGUUUUUAUUGGAGGUUGUUUUUCCAACCAAAAUUGAGAGAAAAGCUAUGCCUCAAAUAUCCACACGAAAAGAUUGCAUUAGACGACACGUCCAUUGUGGUGACGGUUCCUGGGCGUAUCACUUCCUUGUGGGUAAGAAAUUGAAGCUCCUAAUAUCUUUUUACUAUGUAGAUGAUAACCAAGGUGCUACAGCCAGUCGCAGGGCGACUGACAAACAAGGUGCAUCUUCUGCCACCCAGGGUAUGCUUCGGGAAUAUCUCAAGUAAGCCCUCGUUCAACCAGUGAUAAGUUCUUUCUUGCCGCUGUGACCCCGCAUUAGUCAUUCUGGCCUGGCCAGCUGGUCUUACAUCAGAACGACCAUCAACUUGCACUGGAAGAAAUUCUCAUCCCUUUCCCAACAACUCAGGUGAAGAGUACGAGAACUGCUUGCUACUAUUGCAU